Messenger RNA from Ceraceosorus bombacis, 350 nucleotides. Lineage: Eukaryota; Fungi; Basidiomycota; Exobasidiomycetes; Ceraceosorales; Ceraceosoraceae. The record is from the annotation of a GenBank genome assembly.
AUGAAAGAUUGUCAGAUCGGGGCCAAGGAUCGCAAAAUCGCGUCCAAAGAUCGCCAACUUGAGCUCAAAGAUGAAGUCAUCAAGGGAAAGAACAAACUCAUCGAGGCCAAGGACAAACUCCUUCAGGCCAAGGACGAGCUCCUUCAGGCCAAGGACGAGCUUAUAGAGCUUUUGAAGGGUCCGAGCCCGAUAUGUAGUGACAGUGAUGGUGAGCAAGGCAGAGCAUCAUUCAAUCAUUCUGCGUCUCCAGCGCUAUGGCGAGCGCACGGCCUUUCGUUGAGCGUCUGCUGAGCAUUGACCUCUGUGUCAGAACAUUCGCAGGCGAGGACGAUGCUGGACCUUCGCCCUAG